Aegilops tauschii subsp. strangulata is the source of this 1421-nucleotide messenger RNA. RefSeq lists its product as uncharacterized. Lineage: Eukaryota; Viridiplantae; Streptophyta; Magnoliopsida; Poales; Poaceae. The record is from RefSeq and is a predicted model, not a curated record.
GUUAAAAAAGAAAAGAAAACCAACAUGCUUUUGCUAACUGUGCAUGUCCCUGCCGACACCGGGGCCUAGCCACCACCAAACUGACAGCCGAGCAAACAAACGAGCCCGCUUUCCUCGUCUACCUUCCCUGCCUGCCUCUGCUCCUCCUCUGCUCUGCCUCGCUCCCCGCAGAACACCGAUGAAACCCUAAGCGGCCUCUCCGAUGCACGCGUCCGCGCGCUUCUCCUCUUCCUUCGCCUCAUCCAGGAAGGCCAUUUCUGACGCCGUUGCACGGUCGUCCUAUCGGCCUCUCUGUGGGAAGAAGCAUCUGGGUUCUCUCUCUGCUCAGGAUCCACCCAAAGUCCAGAAGAGAUUAACAAAAGAAGAAAGAAGGGCCAAGGUAGAGGAAUUUGUUGAAAAUUACAGGGCAUCACAUGAAGGAAAAUUUCCGUCUGCUACAUAUGUUCGUAAGCAGGUUGGAGGAUCCUACUACGUAUCAUGGGCAUUGCUCCAGGAACUGGAGUACAAUUCGAGACUGAGGAGUGAUGUCAGAGAUGCCUCUUUCAACUCAACCAGAGAUGUGGGGACCAGCUUCGAGGGCAUAAAGGAAGAGACGGAUCUACCCGAAGUCCACAAGAGGAUGACAAAAGAAGAAAGAAGGGCCAGGGUAGAGGAAUUUGUUGAAAAUUUCAGGGCUUCACACGAAGGAAAAUUUCCACAUGCGACAUAUGUUCGUCAGCAGGUUGGAGGGUCCUACUAUACAGUGCUGGCGUUACUCCAGGAAUUGGAGUAUAAUUCAAGACUCAAGAAUGAUGUAAGAAAUGCCUCUUUCAGCUCAGAAAACUUCAAGGAAAAAUACGGGCUCCACAAUAUCGAUCUCUCUCCAAGAGUUGCUACUACCAACUUUCAGGGUGUAAAGGAAGAAAUGGCUAAAACUUCGGAACCUCUGGAUCUAAAUACUAAGCCACAACUUCCAGAAUGCCAUGGUAAAGCUGGAGCUGCCAAGCCAAACUUAUCCCCAACAACUUGUUUGGAGGAUAAAAGUGAGCCAAUGGCAUCAGAUCAAACUGAAAACAACAAUAUGGUUAAGGCACAAAACCUCAAGAGCCCUAAGCAUGCGCAUGAAGCAUCGAAAGGGGCAAAUCUGUGGGGCAGCCUGAAAUCCUUUGCUGGUGGACUCAGGAUCUUUUGGAACAAUCUGUAAAUUCAUAUGGUCUGGCUUGCUAGAUGUGAUUACAUAUAGGAUACACAUUUUUUUAUUAUUCUUUUCAUGACCUGAAACACAAUUGUAUAGUACUCCAGGAGGACCAUUCCUUCCAUCUUUCAGACGACGCUCCUGUCAGUUAUACAAGUCACCGUAGAAGUUGGAGUACUCUGUUUAUUCACCCCUUCAUCCAGUUUGCCUGUGUUAAAAUUAAAUGGAAAUUUUCCUUAAUCUUUUA